AUUGGUCCGGGAUCCGCCCAGGAAGACGCCAACCGUGUCAACUCGGGGAAAAAAAGUCGCUCGAGGAAGAGAAAGUAAAGUUGGCAAUGUUGGCUAAUCGGGAUGCUCUGAUGCUGCCGUCCGUGUAAGGGAAGUAGACGACCUUAUGGACCCCCGGGUGUAGACACUGCAAGAAGCGGCAAAAAAAGAGUAAAGGAAACUGUAGCCUGAUGCUCUGUAGCAGGGAGACGAAACCCGGGAGAGAGCGAGACCUCCGCGUGAACCCCGACAUGACGCCUGAUCUCCUGAACUUCAAAAAGGGAUGGAUGUCCAAGCUAGACGAGAAUGGAGAGUGGAAGAAACACUGGUUUGUACUCACUGAUGCUGGACUUCGAUACUACAGGGAUUCAAAUGCUGAGGAGGUUGAUGACCUGGAUGGAGAAAUUGAUUUACAUUCCUGUGUGGACGUCUCUGAAUUCCAAGUCCAGAAGAACUAUGGGUUUCAGAUACAGACCAAAGAAAGGGUAUACACACUAUCAGCCAUGACAUCUGGCAUCAGAAGGAACUGGAUUGAGGUGUUAAGGAAGAGCAUCCGGCCUACAUGUGCUCCAGAUGUCACCAAGUUGGCUGACGUCAGUAAUAAAGAGAACUCCUUCACUCGUGAAUUCCCUACACGUCGAGGUUCCUCCAGGUCAGAACUGGUAUCAGAUAAGUCAGACGUUACAGUAGUGUCUCAACAUUUUGAUUAUGUGGAGCUGGCUCCUUUGAAGACCCCAGACCUCACGUCAUCUGAGAAUCGACAGGCCCUUAAAGGAGAAGAGAUGGAAAGAGAUCAAGCACAGAGAAUUAUGGACAGGCGACGCUGGUUUGAAACCCCCAGUGGGGGUUCAGUACCAAGUAGAACUACAGGUCAUUUGGACAUGCGAGAGAUUUCAGGAAAUGGGCCACCUAAAAAAGUUGUGAGUUUUUCAGGAUUGAGAGGAAUGAGCUCUGAGGAAAAUGUCCCCUCCACCCCUGAACAGAGAAAAAGAUUAGAAGAGGAAAUUGAAAAACGCUGGCUUGAGUUUGAGAGGCUACCACUGAGAGAAACGAGGCAGGUGCCACUUAUUCCUGCUGGGACGAAUCGGUUUAGCAGUCAGGUCAACGAAACUUUGGAGAAGGAGUUGGCCUCACUUAGACAGCAACUGGAUCGGACCAAGCAAGAGCUUGAAACAGCGCAGCGCAGCUCAAUAGGACAUGUUCCUCAAGGGUAUAUCUCUCAGGUGGCCUGUGAGCGUAGCUUAGAAACCAUGGAACAAGCUCAUGCCCAAGCCUUACAAGAGAUCCAGCGGUGUCAUCAGCGUGAAAUUCAGCGGCUAGAACGAGAGAAAGAUGUGCUUCUAGCGGAGGAGACAUCUGCAACAGCAGCAGCAAUGGAGGCACUAAAGAAAGCUCACAGAGAAGAGCUAGCAAGGGAGACGGAAAAGAUGCAUCGACUUCAGAGUGGUGGGGCCUCAGCCGAAUUGCAGUCUCUGCGCAGGCAGUAUCAGACAGAUAUGGAAUCACUGAAGCAUGAUUUGGAUAGUCUUUCGGAACGCUAUUCACAAAAGUGCCUGGAGGUCAAUAAGCUGAUCCAGACAGCAGGGGAACGAGAGAGGGAACAUAGUCAGCUGCAAAGGGCUCUGGAGGAAGCGCGCAAGCAAAACCAGGAUUUGCAAAGCCGGAUGUCAGAAGAGAUCAGUCGGUUGCGGACAUUUGUCACUAAUCAGGGAUCAGGAGAUGCCGGGAAUCGGACACUGAACUCUUGUGAACUUCAAGUUCUUCUUCGAGUAAAGGAGAAUGAAGUUGCGUAUCUUCAGAAAGAGAUCACCUGUCUGCGAGAUGAACUGGAGACACUGCAAAAGGAUAAGAAGUGUGCAUCUGACCGAUACAAGGAUGUUUACAUGGAACUGAGCAACAUGAAAGCAAGGAGUGAGAGAGAAAUCGGCCAGCUGCGGGAGCAUUUAAGGUUGGCCAUGGCGGCCUUGCAAGAAGGACAGGCUUUAGGAAACAGCAUUGGAGACUAAGUGCACUUUGAGGACACUAUCAUAUCUUCUUUUAAGCAGUUCAAGAAAAUGUAAACAGUGCCUUAAAUCGUCAGCCUUGGGAUCGGAGGUCAGCUGGGCUGAACACUGGCUUCUGUGUUAUGGCUGCACUCUUCUCAUGUAUUUAUUUUUUAUCUCACUCGGUUUUUGUUUUGAUUUUAUUUGCAGCUUUUAAGUCUUUGUUUUUUAAGAUUAUUUCUUAGUACACGUUUUGUGAUCUACUGUAUAAAUUUCAGUUUGUUUAGAUUCCUUACAUAUUUUGAUAUUGGAUUAUUCAAAACAGUUUAUUUUUGCUUUCUUUUUAAUUAGAUUUUUUCCCCUUCUUCUUUUAAAUAUUGUACAUUAUAUAUAGAAGCAGGUUAAGGUGAGCCUCAGGACUUCCUUCUGGUAUAUUAUCAAGGGACUAUCCUGUUCUGUAAAUGUUUGGCGGUAAAAUAAAGUAACAAAGACCUGUGAACAAAAGUGGACAUGCACUAAGAUUACUAAAUUAAAACAGAAGAUGUCCAAUAUAUGUAUGUAGCCUAAACACGCUUUAAGCAAAAGGAUUGUUCCUGGAAGAAAAUGGUUAACAAAAAAUGGUUUAAGACUGUCUCUUAUUAUCGCAGGACUUACAGUAAGACCGGGCCUUAUUCACACUGGACUCUCUGUUGCUGUUUUCCUAAAUGUCUAAAUCUGUGAAUGCCAUCUUUAAUCUCUUGUUAUUAAAUGUUAUAAAAGCUGUGUCUUGGUGACAGCAUCGCUCCAGCCUUUCAUAUUACUUAAAUCCAAACCUCAAAACACUGUUCUCUCUUUGCUGGGUGAUAACGUGUCUCUUCUUUUAUUAUCUCGUUAGCUUUGACAUGUGCAGAUCGCAGAUCUUUCGCUGCCUUAUGUUCAGGCCCUCGUAGUGGCCGAGGGACAGCAUUGUUUUAUAACACACACAGCGUGCACACGUUUUUCUCUAUCCCAGGCCUGACUUGUUGCCUCAACACAGUGCUUUUGAUGAGCCAAUGUUUUUGACUGUAUUUUACAGAUGUGUCAUGUAAACAGUCUGAUUUUUACUUAUGACCAGAGUGUUACAGUUUUUUGUAAAAAUUUUCAAUCAAUAAAUGUGUUUAUCUAAA
This is a messenger RNA of Polypterus senegalus (gray bichir), 3145 nucleotides long. RefSeq names its product TRIO and F-actin binding protein b (gene triobpb). The coding region runs from base 210 to 2024 and encodes 604 amino acids. The transcript is spliced from 13 exons. Gene Ontology annotation, molecular function: actin filament binding. Gene Ontology annotation, biological process: positive regulation of substrate adhesion-dependent cell spreading; actin filament organization. NCBI's taxonomy places the organism in Eukaryota, Metazoa, Chordata, Cladistia, Polypteriformes, Polypteridae. Gene Ontology annotation, cellular component: actin cytoskeleton. The record is from RefSeq and is a predicted model, not a curated record.